Messenger RNA from Prorocentrum cordatum, 2062 nucleotides. Lineage: Eukaryota; Dinophyceae; Prorocentrales; Prorocentraceae. The record is from the annotation of a GenBank genome assembly.
GUCAUUUUCCUGACGGCCCCGUCAGGCCAACCCGAUUCCUCCGAACCCGAGUUCAGGGGCGGUCUGACCGACCCCUAGCAAACCAUGCCCUCCCGUGACGUCCCCCUCGCCUCACCCCAAGACGUACGCAGGCGGCCGGAGGGAGGCCUGGAGGGCGGGGGGAACGUCACGGAAGGGGCCGGCUAGGCCGCGCCCGACGAGAGCUACGCCUCCCCGAGCCAUUCAGGACGUGCAGGCUUCCUCCGCCCUGGUGCCGGUGCCGGGGGGCGAGCCGCAGGGGCGAGGGCACCCCGCUCCGGGCCCGGUGGUCGCGCGCGACACGCCUGCGGCAGCCACGGCGGGCUCUGUUGGCGGGCGGCCCCUGGCGCAUGGGAGGAGGUACAGGGUGUGGGGCAAGCCCGACCAGGCGGACAGGCAGCGCAUGGUUUCCCACGCCUGGCGGCAGCCCGAGGAGCUCGGCGCGUGGCGUGGCCGGGCUGCCGCAGCCCUGGCGCGGCUGGGCGCGCCGCCCCGCGGGCCCCCCCCCGACAGCUCGAGGAGCCGAAGGUGGCAUACUGUGGUGGAGACGAUCGAGGCCAUGAUCUCCGCCCGCCUGCAGGCCGACGGGCUGGAGCCGCCGCCGGCCGACCGCCACCCGGGCGACGGCGGGCCCUCGGCGGAGGCCCGCGGGCAGGCGAAGCGCCCCGCGGACGCGGCGCAGCCGCGGGAGGGCCCGCCGGAGGCCGAGGAGGCCGAGGAGGUGGCCCCGGUGAAGAACGUCUUCCAGGUGCGGCGGGAGAGGGCCGCCAAGGCCCGCAGGACCGAGUCUGGCCGCCUGGUGCUCGCCAGCGGGCGCCGCAGCUGGACGAACAACGGGGUGGUCCACCUGCUCCGGAGCGCCGUGGCCGGGGACCCCCACCGGCGCUGGACCCGCAAGGUGGUGGCCCGGCACACGGGCGUGUUCUUUCACGACGACGCCCCGGAGGUGUUCGGGCGAGUGGAAGACACCAGUGCCGUCCCAGCCAGCGUUCCGCGGGUCGGGGCCGAGGAGGCGAUAGUCACGGUGGCCGUCUGCAAUGCGUCGGGAUGCAAGGAGCAGGAGUUCGACGUGCUGGCCUCGCAGACGCUGUGCGAGCUCCGGGAUGCCUUCUAUUUUGUUUCGGACUGGAUGUUUGACGGGCCCACGCGGUUGGGAUCGUCAUGUUUCUUUAUUGAUGGUCUUUUUUACGUGGAUCGUCGAAAUCCAAAUCACGUGGAUUAUUCAGUGGAGAUCAUCGAGUGGCUGAAAGAGACAAGAGAUUCCAAUUUCCUGCGAUCUCAAACGGCUCUGUCCAUGGACGUGCGCCUAUGUGAUCUCGGACAUAUCCCAUUUGGCGAGGUCUGCGUCUACAUUCAUCAAGGUAAUAUAGAGCACAACAUUUAUUUCACUGGCACUAGGCUUGUGCAUCCCAGAGACGAUUGUCCAUUCUCCGAGGCUUACCCUUUGCUCACUUUCAUGCGGCGAUAUGUGAAGCGCCGGUGUUUUGCCUGCCUGCAGCACCUGGCCAUAUGGGUGGUCCUAGACUCCACCAGGUGCCCAUACAACCCGAGCUUCUGGUGCGCCCAGUGCUUCCGCAGGUUCUUCCAAGACGCAGAGGGGCAGUUCAUCCCGCCUGUCGAUUACCGAGUGUUCCCCUACCUUCACGACGAGUCCUGACGAAACUCAGCCCUCCCAGCUUCAGAGGCCCUCACAGCUGACUUCCUUCGGGCGAUGGGAAAGUGCGUAAUCCAUAGAAAGGUUUCAUGGACCUAACCAAUUUGGGCAAGAUCUUGCUGGAUAUCGGCUCCGGGCCAGAGCGAGGUGCAAAAUUUGAAUAACCUCACGCUUGUGCUGUUCCUUGUCAUCCUGCACCAGGACCCCAGUCCAAAGCGAGCCUGGUGGAGGCCACGUGGAGCGCUGAGGUCCGACGCCACAAACGAAGUGCGACAUCGUGCGCAAGACUUUCACCGCGGCCCUGGACCCCAUCUUUCUGCUGCAUUUUUCGGGCCGGAUCGAUCCGCGAGGGCCCCGCGGCCUGGAGCAAGGCCAAAUCACCCGCUGCGC